AUGAUCAGUCAAUACGUCAAUCACGACCACCGCAAAUGGGAUGGCCAUCUCGCCGAGUUGCAGUUUGCCUACACCGCAACCCACGACGCGACGGGGCAUACGCCGGCGUUCUUGAAUCACGAUCACGAUUUGCGGCAACCCGAGGAACGAGAGCGUCACGGCGAACCACGCGCACCGCACGUGCUACAGCACCGGCUACAAGACGCGUUCGAAAUCGUCCGAAUCCAACUCGCGCGCGCUUUUCAGCGCCAAGGAAAAUAUUAUAAUCUACGCCGCCGCGAGUGGCGACCACAAGUAGGGGAGUGGGUCUGGAAGCGCGAACACCCCCUGUCCCGCCGCGCAGACGCCUUUAACGCAAAACUCGCGCCGAAAUUCCUAGGACCCUUACAAGUGCGACGAAUAAUCUUGCCAGUCAUUGUAGACCUCCGAAGCGCGGGGGGGAAAUGGUACCGACACGUACACAUUCAAGAAUUGAAGCCCACCCCUCCCCCGGACGCCGAAGGAGAAGAGAGCGAAUCUGACUCCGACACCGAGUAA
This is a messenger RNA of Solenopsis invicta (red fire ant), 537 nucleotides long. RefSeq lists its product as uncharacterized. Bases 1 to 537 code for a protein of 178 amino acids. NCBI's taxonomy places the organism in Eukaryota, Metazoa, Arthropoda, Insecta, Hymenoptera, Formicidae. The record is from RefSeq and is a predicted model, not a curated record. The transcript has a single exon.